Messenger RNA from Leguminivora glycinivorella, 1012 nucleotides. RefSeq names its product aminoacyl tRNA synthase complex-interacting multifunctional protein 1 (gene AIMP1). Gene Ontology annotation, molecular function: tRNA binding. Lineage: Eukaryota; Metazoa; Arthropoda; Insecta; Lepidoptera; Tortricidae. The record is from RefSeq and is a predicted model, not a curated record. The transcript is spliced from 3 exons. The coding region runs from base 69 to 950 and encodes 293 amino acids.
CCUGUUCUGUUAAUUUUCUAGGUUAGGAAAAUAAUCGUAAAGCUCGACUUGAUUUCGGGAACUUAUACAUGAUAAACUUAUUUUUCAGACGUAUAAUGUCGCAAAACAUAGUCUGUAAAAUAUUAAAUAAUGCUGAAACAGCAGAGAAGCGCCUCGCCGAGUUGAAGACCAAGCUUGAAGAAAUAAGAAAAAUCAAAGUCGAAGAAAAAAUUAGAGAACUUACUCAAGAAAAUGGUAUCCUGGCAGCAAAGGUAGAAAAAACUAAACUGGAACUUAUUAGACUGGAAACAUUGAAUGGUAAAAAGCAAAUUCCAAUACCAAAUCGAGCAUCUUCGACAGUAAAACUUGAUACUUUACCAGUGCAACCUGAAAGUGAGCCAGCACCAAAAAAAGAGAAAAAAGAGAAGGAUGCUUCUAAAAAGGCUAAACCAGCUGCGCCCCCAGCUGCUGAUAGUCCAGUUACUGUUAGCAAGCUAGAUUUUCGAAUUGGUAAAAUCAUUGAAAUCAACAAACACCCCGAUGCAGAUUCAUUGUAUGUUGAACAAAUUGACUGUGGGGAAGAGAAGCCUCGAACUGUUGUGUCUGGACUCGUAAACCAUGUUCCUAUUAAUGAAAUGAAAGACAGGAUUGUUAUGGUACUGUGCAAUUUAAAACCAGUUAAGAUGAGGGGUGUAACUUCAGAAGCAAUGGUAAUGUGUGCUUCAUCACCUGGAAAGGUGGAAGUUCUCAUCCCACCCAGUGGAGCCGUGCCUGGGGAUCUGGUCUCAUGUGAGGGCUACCCAAGAGAGCCUGAAGCUCAGUUGAACCCCAAAAAGAAAAUCUUUGAAACCUGUGCCCCAGACCUUAAAACAAAUGCAGAUAAAGUUGCCUGCUAUAAAGAAACUCCCCUUGUAGUCCCUGGAAAAGGGCCAGUUAUUGCUGCCACUCUAAAAGAUGUACAUGUAAAAUAGUUACUUAUUUAUUUUGUGUGAUUAUAUUUAAUUUUACUGUUCAAAUAAAAUAUGAACAAGCA